GUACGAGGUUAGAAAACAACAAACAUGGCUGACAGCAGCGGAGCAAGUGAUGGCGGUUCCUGGUGGGGUGGAUGGCUACAGGCUGCUAAAGAAAAGACAAACUCGGCCAUGGACUUUGUCAAGAAGGAUCUGGCAGAAUUCACAUCUACAAUGCAACAUGACACAACUGCUGCUGUCAAGGUCACCAGCACCACGAUUCAAGAUACUCUCAAGGCUGAGAACACUGAGGCAGCCAAGGAUAAGAUGAAGCAGAGCAUCACUGGUUUCUUCGAAGGAGUGUCUAGCGCACUGAAGAUUCCUGCUGAAGACAAGGAAGAGACGGUCAAGCCAAGAGAUCGGGGCACGGCUGGCAUGUUGUAUGACCGCUCAAAGGUGCGGCUGCAUGCUGUCCAGGUCGAUCCCGGCACAUACCUGAAUGAACCCAGUGGCCCCCCUAAGGAGUUCCAGCAGUGGCUGGAGAAGUUUAAUCUAGAGGAGCAGAAAGGAGCCAUCUCGGAGCUUCUAGUUGUGAAGGUGGAAGUUCGGGCUCUCUACACCAAACUGGUGCCCUCUGAGCUGUCCCACUCGGAGUUCUGGCAGCGGUACUUCUACAAGGUGUUCCAGCUCCAGCAGGACGAGGCUCGCAAACAGGCGCUGAUGAAACGAGCCGAGACCCCCACGGAGGAUGACAGCCUAGGAUGGGAAGAUGACUGGAGCGGAGAUGAAUGUGACGAGUUUGAGACGGUGACUGCUGGAGAACUGAAGGACAUUCGAGGAGAGGAUACUGUACACUCACGUCUUGAACCAGAAGUAGAGGUCAAGGACAUUUCCAGUACGGAGACUGUGGAAUCCAGACUCAAGGCACCUGAUGCUGAGAGUCCGUCAGUGAAGAGUAAGUCCGAUCUAGCUGCUGAACACAGAACACCUGACAAGAGGACAGAUGAGAGUGUUUCUUUACAAGAUGUGAACGACCAAAAAAAACCUGAGACUGAAGCAGAACAAGACAGUGGUACGUCACCAGCAGAAGUCACCAGUCUACAAAAACAAGAAACUAAAAAGAACAAGGUUUCGGAAAAACUUUCCACUGACAUUGAAACAAAGGACUUGCCAAUUGUUCAAACUGUAGCCACUGACCAACAUAAUGUUUCCGCUGUGACCUCUGACCAACAGAAUGUUUCUUCUUUGGCGACUGACCAUCUUGGAAUCUCAGCACUUUCAUCCAAGUCUCCACAACCAUCAGCAGACCUUCCACAGACCACGACACAGGCUGAUGUUGUGAAAGAACAGACGACUGAAAAGCCUUCAGUACAAGACAAGUCUGAGCCUACUGAGACACAAUCAUCUCCUUGUGUUGAACUUCCAUCCUCCCCUACCAAAGAGGCAGGGAAGGGAGACAACUCAGUUGUUAAAGGAGGUGAUGGUGAAGAUCUGAAGACAAAGGUGAAAGGAGACUUGGUAGUUGUGGGAUCCGACCGGGAAUCACCAACAUCAGAUUCCAGUGGGAAUAAAGACUACCUGCGAUUGGUUCCAGAACCAAGUGUGGAUGAUGAUUGGGAGCAGGACUUUGAUGUGGAGUUGACAGAGGAAGACUUGAAGACUGCCGAAGCCAUUGCCAAGAAAAUAGGCACCAGUGAAGAUGUUGGGGAUGACGACUGGGAAAGCUGGGAGUAGACCUGCCGUCAGCUGGUGUGAUGUGGACAGUGUUCAUUCUAGUUGCCAAAAACACAGGCCUAACUGUGACAAAAGAGUAGGAUCAUGUUAAAAAACAAGCCAAAGAAACAAAGACAACUACUUUCCAUUGAACAUGCUGUCAGUCUGAGGUGAUGCUAGCCCAACAACAGCAGCAGAUGCAUCUUUUUCAAUAAUUUGUUUAUUAUUUGACAUGCCUGUAAUAAUGGUUAUGAUUGGAUAAUUCUUCUCAUAAUUGAGAUAAAUGCAGCAAUGCCACAAUGCCAUGCUCUAGAAUGAACACUGAUGUAUAUAGUGAGCCAUCUGCGUCUGAAGCUUCCCUUCAGCUGAGACAGGUGCUUGUAUAUAGUGAGCCAUCUGCUUCUGAAGCUUCCUGUGAUACAAGCUGAUACAGAUGGUACAGCAAUGGUACAAACAGCAAAAUGGGAACUUGACUAUCACCUUUCUGUAUCACCACACACUGCAGUGUUGAAUAUUGUGGGAGGAAUGCACCAUCGAUCAUCAGCUGAUGCAAAAGUGUUCUAUCUACGAGGGGCACAACAUUGUUCAUAUUUUCAAAGCGAUAAGUUGUUACAUCUAACUCAGCUUUACGAGAUGCACUAUUGAAAGCCUAAAGCUAAAGUGACAGAAUCAAUCAGUUGUCAGUCAAUGAAUGUUCACAUCUGAGACACACGUUCCCUCUCCUGAAGAAGGUACAGUGAAACCAUUGAGACAUCAAUGAGAACAGUGACAUCAAUCUCAACGAAAGUCCUUUUUUGCAAAUGAUUUUCUGAUUCUGUCAACCAGCUAAUUAGGAAAAGAGAUGAGACAAGGUUCUUCUACUAUUACUGCUCGCAUGGCAACAUGUUUAACGUUUGGAAGAUGAAAAAAAGAAAUAUUAAUUAAUUUUUUUCCCACUUAACGAUUAGGAUUUUCAAAUAAGAACCUGUAAUCCUAAAAGAGGAAAUAGUCUUGCCCAAUGAUAAUAUUCAUGAUAUACAUCAUUCUUUACAAACAUAUUUUGUUUGCAAAUUGUCUACAAACUGAUAGUGUUGACUUUAUACAAUGUAGUCCAUUAUGUUGUUCAAUCCGGUACUGGUGUUGAGGGGUCCAGGGUAUUUAUUCUUACAUAAUGGAGAUAAAAUACCCUGGAUUACCAAGGAUGAUCUGUAUUUGGGUAUAUCAUAUCAUCCCUACCUAUAUCUCUUUUAUAGCAACUGCAGGCUAUAUGUAUGCAGACAUUCACAUAGACUAACAUUUAGUCUCUGAAAUCUUAUAUAACACAAUAUCCUUCUUGACUCUAAAAAUAAAAAAAAUUCCCUAUGCUGUGGAAUAGAGCUAGCUUGAGCUGGCUAGACUUGCUUUUGUAUGCAUUUCUAGAUUAUUAUUUUUUCAUAAAAUAAAUAUAUUCCACGGUCAUGGUGCAGGACUAACAUUCACACUACUGAGGGUAUAUGUAAACAAUGGGAAACUUACGUUUAAGGGUUUGAUUUCAAUCAUUUCUUGUCUCACCUCCAGAUUGUUUACAGAUGUUUGACGACUUCAUUAAGUAACUCAUUUGUAUGAGGAAUACUUGACCUACAGGGGGAUAAUCAUUUGUGCUUUCAUAAACUAUUUUUAUGGAUGAAAUUUCAUUUGUAUGUUUAAGCAAGCUAUGGUGUUGGAGUCCUUAGAAAUAGUUCUGAAUUUUAGAUAUGUGGUUUAUGAUGAUUUUCUUUUGUCUUUGUGAUUGUGUACAUAAGUAUACGGAUUAUUUGUUGGUCAAUGUUUGGCAAAAUAUUUCCUUAUGUUAAGCUCUUUAUCUGUACAGAUAAUUCACAAUUUCAAUUUCAUCUGUGAUAUGGGUCUAGCUAGUUAAG
Molecule: messenger RNA, 3506 nt
Organism: Haliotis rufescens (red abalone)
Lineage: Eukaryota; Metazoa; Mollusca; Gastropoda; Lepetellida; Haliotidae
Product: BSD domain-containing protein 1-like
Exons: 9
Coding region: 25-1650 (541 amino acids)
Cellular component (GO): cytoplasm
Source: RefSeq, a predicted model, not a curated record